AUGGGGCUGGGCGCGCGCUCUCCUCGGCGGGCCGGGCGCCACGUCCGGGCCGGCGGCAGGCGGGGGCGCGCGGGCCGGGGCUCGGGGCGCCCGCCGCCGCCCCCGCGCCAGCCUCGCGAGCGGCCUGCCGACGCUCCCGCGCGCCUGAGCCCCGAGGCGCUGGGCUAUUUCCGACGCGCGCUGUCCGCGCUGAGGGAGGCGCCGGAGGCUGGGGAAGAACGAGAGUUGAUGGUGCACAAUAUUUUGAAGGAAGUGGAGUCUCAAGCUCUAGCUUUGGCCACCAACAGGACUGGCAGUGAAAUGCUACAGGAGUUGUUGGAGUUCAGUCCUUCGAAAUCGCUAUGCCGAGUAUGGGCUGCUCUGCGCUCCGACUUGCGCUCCGUGGCCUGUCAUCGAUGUGGGGUGCAUGUAUUGCAAAGUGCUUUGCUGCAGUUGCCUCGAUUGCUGGGAAGUCCUGCAGAGGAGGAGGAGGAAGAAGAAGAUGGGAAGGAUGGUCCCUCCGAGACCGUGGAGGAGCUAGUCCUGGGACUAGCUUCUGAACUGUGUGGUGAUUUUCUUUUCUACUGUGGAAACACACAUGGUAGCUUCGUGGUCAGAACUCUGUUGCAGGUGUUAGGAGGGACACUUCUGGAGUCUGAGAAAGCCAGGCCUCGUGGCUCCCAAUCAUUUGAAGCACAAAGAGCCACAGCUCGGGAAUGUAAGCCAACUGAUUUUGAGGUCCCUGAAUCCUUCUUGAAUUGUAUUCAGGACUUGAGCUCCUGUUUUCUAAAGAACAUUGCUGUGUUUAUCACUGACAAGAUCUCCAGCUUCUGUCUUCAAGUGGCCUUACAGGUGUUACACCACAAACUGCCUCAAUUUUGUGCGCAUCUCUGUAGUGCUGUGAUUGGUUACCUGAGUACUUGCAAUUCGUCAGCAGAUGGCAGUCCUCUACUACUAUUUCUGCGGGAUCAGACGAGCUCCAGACUCUUGGAACAAGUGCUGCUGGUAUUGGAGCCCCCAAGGCUCCAAUGCCUGUUUGAGGAUCACUUCCAGGGUCAGCUGCAGACCUUGGCUGCACAUCCCAUUGCUAAUUUCCCUUUGCAGCGCUUAUUGAAUGCAAUCACUACCCCUGAGCUGCUUUCCCCUGUGUUUGAGGAGCUGAGCCCUGCCCUGGAAGCUAUACUGGCUCAGGGCCACACAGGAGUCGUCGUUGCCCUCGUGGAGGCCUGCCGCAGAGUUGGGGUUCAUCAAGCCCAGGUCUUACAGCUGUUGUUGGAGGCAUUCCAUUGUGCAGAGCCCUCAUCCCGACAAGUAGCCUGUGUGCCUCUCUUUGCCACUUUGAUGGCUUAUGAGGUGUACUAUGAACUACUGGAGGAGGACGGCGCAGUGCCUGCGGAGCACCAGGUGGAAACGGCCUCAGCCAGAGCUCUCGGGGAAGUAACAGUACUUGGGUCUCUACUGCUCCAGCAUCUGCUAUACUUCUCCAACCCAGGUCUUGUGCUUCGAAGUAUGAGUGCCUUGUCAGGACCACAACUUGUAGCUCUGGCCCAGAGCCCUGCUGGCUCUCAUGUACUUGAUGCCAUCCUGACUAGUCCCUCUGUGACACACAAGCAGCGUCGCCGUGUACUGAGGACCCUAAAGGGACAAUAUGUGGCUCUGGCCUGUAGCCGCCAUGGCAGCCGUGUACUAGAUGCCAUCUGGAGUGGAGCAGCUUUGGGGGCCCGGAAGGAAAUUGCUGCUGAGUUGGGGGAGCAGAGCCAGGAGCUGAUAAAAGAUCCUUUUGGCCACCAUGUAGCUCGGAAUGUGGCCCUGACUACCUUCCUGAAACGACGAGAGGCUUGGGAACAGCAGCAGAGUGCAGUGGCGAAGCGGAGGCGGGCACUGAACUCAAUACUUGAAGCCUGAGGCUUUGGGACCUGGGAAUGGAUGCUGAUGGGGAGGGUGAAAGGAAGUACCUGUACCACCCCUUCCUUGUGUGAAAUGGAGACAAGAAAUCUUACUGGAUCAGAUGUGACACACACCUGUAAUCUCAGCACUCAAGAGGCUGAGGCAGGACUCAAGAAUUCAGGGCCAUGCUGGCCUAUAUAGCCUGACGCUCCAUUUGUGACCCCCACCAAAGUCAAAUUGUAAACAUUUCUAUUUUUUUUUUUUUUAUUGGAAACAUUUCUGGUUUUUUCUUUCUUUUUUUUUUUAGAAAGGUCUGAAGCAACAGAGAUCUCAAGGUGGGAUGAGAGAGGGUUGAUCUUGGGGGUAGGAGGAGUUGGUAAGGAUGUAGGUGUGGCAGCCAUCAAGUAGACUCGGGAUGGUGGAGGGCAGGUCUGUAAGUGGAAGGCAGGAAAUGUGCUGCAUUCUUCAGGAGGAGACCGGCUAGAGGAGAAAGGCAGGUGAGUGUGUAGGUUGCAUUGUAUGCAGGUUCCAAAUCGUGGUGCUUUGGUCACAGCCCUCACAUGUCUCUUGGAGCGAGUCUGGCACAGAAGCUUGGAGCUCUUUCUCAGUAGGAAUGGAGGCCACUCUGCUGCUGCUGCCAUUGCUCAGUCCCAACUACUAUGUGGCGAAGAGUAGAGGAAAUUCCUAGCAACAUGUGACCCAGACCUUGCAGCAGUGAGGAGGUCCAGCGAAGGACCUCCCUGAAAGGCAGAACAAGGGGAAAUCAGAUGAUUAGGGUACCCCAAGAGGACGCCCUGAGUUAGAUUCAGGGGAGGGGUUAACAAGGGAGCACAUUGAAAUAAUUGGGUAUGGGAGAUGGAAUUUGGGAGACGAUCCAACUUUUAAGGAUGGGGUUGAUGACAUGUCAUUUCUGACCUGAGGACUUUCUUGGGGCCAACUCCUUGGAAGUCACAACUCAUGGAGUAGAGCCCGUAGAAUGUGGCCUUGAUGUUCAAGCUGCCAAAGAGGUCUCGAGGGUUUUGCUUAUACACGUCAAAGGUGAUGCGGGCGAUGUCCUUGCUGUGCUUUGGCUUCUUUCGGCCCAGGCCAUAUGACAGCAUCCCACUCUGUAGGGCACCUCCAUCAUUGCAGUGGCCCCUGACACCACUGACCCGAUGAGGUCGGAUCAGCCCCUCCUCCCUUGUAUUUGAUGUUCUUGAAGAUUCCACAGAUCUCCCAGUGCCUCUGCUCCCAAGAUCAUAUAGAAGCUUGCAGAAACUAGAAAGGACUGUUACCUUAGGCAGCCUCUACACAGGCCUUACCCUGGGGUUCCAGCUCUGUCCCUGCUCCAGCACCAUCAAGCAUGUGUCGUCCUCCAACAGCUGGAAGAAGUCCUCAGUCUCCACAGCAGUCCCGUCCUCCUCCAGGACCAGCGUUAGCACUCCACUCAGCAGCAAGGUCUCCAGUGCCUGCCCAGCAGCAAGAAGCAGGAGGGAAGGGGCAGGUCUAACCUAUGCCCACCUGCCCUUUAGUUUCACAGUAUCACCUAUGUGCCUUAGACACUGGUUGAUAUUCCCAGUUCUAUUUCUUGCUCCUGUGCCAUUCUUCUAUUUUGGAGACACAAUCUCACUUUGUAGCUCAGGCUAAACUAGUGAUUGCUACAUAUCCAAGCUGGUUUCAAACUCCCAUUAGGGUUGCUGUGAGUUUGAGGCUAGCCUGGUACUAACUAGAGUGAGUUCCAGGUGAACCAGGGCUAGUGAGACCCUACCUUAAAAAAAAAAAGCCCCCAAAGGCAGAAA
Jaculus jaculus (lesser Egyptian jerboa) is the source of this 3644-nucleotide messenger RNA. It is a transcript of the gene Nop9, whose product is annotated as NOP9 nucleolar protein. The transcript has 10 exons. The record is from RefSeq and is a predicted model, not a curated record. Gene Ontology annotation, molecular function: RNA binding. Bases 1 to 1884 code for a protein of 627 amino acids. Gene Ontology annotation, biological process: endonucleolytic cleavage in ITS1 to separate SSU-rRNA from 5.8S rRNA and LSU-rRNA from tricistronic rRNA transcript (SSU-rRNA, 5.8S rRNA, LSU-rRNA); endonucleolytic cleavage in 5'-ETS of tricistronic rRNA transcript (SSU-rRNA, 5.8S rRNA, LSU-rRNA); endonucleolytic cleavage to generate mature 5'-end of SSU-rRNA from (SSU-rRNA, 5.8S rRNA, LSU-rRNA). Gene Ontology annotation, cellular component: 90S preribosome; nucleolus; preribosome, small subunit precursor. NCBI's taxonomy places the organism in Eukaryota, Metazoa, Chordata, Mammalia, Rodentia, Dipodidae.